GUCCCAAACUCAAACUGCUGCAGUCACCUACAUGUUCGCGUCCCAGUUUGCAAGAAGUGCUCGCACUGCGGUGGGUGCAAAGUGCCGUCAAUUGAGCUCUAGUAGCAAACCAGCCACUAUGGUAUCUCCCAAAGAGUUCAAAGUCGUCUUAGACAAUGAGACGCUCUAUAUUGACCAACAGCUUGCGGAAGCUCUUGGGUGGAAACAAGAUCAGGAUCUUGGUGGCGUUCCGUUGACUCUCAGCGGUUGGGCUCCUAGUUACUUUGCUAUUGCUCGAACUGGUUCAGAAAGUGACCUACUCGCUCGCGGCACGGUGGAGAGCAGUCGUAAUCCAAACGUACACACAGUUUUGGCGUAUCUCAAAGACCGAUAGCUGCGCCAAUCGCGAGUAAUAUUUGUGGUCGGAGCUGGGAGCUUCCUCCUUGGGCUUGAACUCCUCAGGCUAGAGGAAUCAAACUCCGUGUUUGGCUUCUUUUGUCUUUCGGCAGCCGCGGUGGCCUCAAAGCAAUCAAUUCCUUCGUUCAUUCAUAGACGAGUAUCAAUAUUCAGAAAUAAUUGUGGUUGUUCUAA
Messenger RNA from Somion occarium, 570 nucleotides. Lineage: Eukaryota; Fungi; Basidiomycota; Agaricomycetes; Polyporales; Cerrenaceae. The record is from the annotation of a GenBank genome assembly.